AUGUCGCGAGCCGGCGACGACGUGCUGGGGUCCAGCGACGACGACCUGGUCGAGGUCGAGGUCACCGAGACUCGCAGCAUCUUUGACAACCUGCUGAACCCGCGAGGCGUCCCGCGGCGGCCAGAAGUCAGCUUCCAGAGCCAGAGCCAGAGCCAGAGCCAGAGCCAGAACCAAGGCCACAACCAACCAGCUGGCGGCCAAUCUCGCCGGCCUCAGCCUGCCGGCCCGUCAGCCUCACAGCUGCGGCUGCGGCCCUCGCAUCAGGCCUCCUCAACUCGCCGUCACAACAGAACCGAAUCAUCCGCCGCCGUCAUCGAUCUCACCGAGGAGCCAGAUUCACCCGUCGACCGACGAAGGACGCAGGCCGCCGGGCCUCAGGUAAUGCUGCAGCAGGUGCCGCACAACAGCGCCGGGAGGCAUCCGCGGAGGACCAAUUCACAGCGCAUCUCGCCGCCCCAGCUCUCGAGGAGCGACAGCACCUUCGUCGGCACCCCGAGCUUCAUCGACCUGACGGCAGACUCGCCCGAGGACGACCAGCGCCCAAACCGCGAGAGUUGGCGGACUCGCGCCCACCCGCGGCAUCACCACCACCAUCACCACCACGCCCACGAUCAUCUUCGCCACCACGGCCGCGACCGCCUCGUCUCGCUCGACUUUAUUAACCACCAGCAGCUCGAAUCCGAUUUUAGAGUCUUUGGUAGAACGCUGGCUGGCUUUCUCAGUGGCAGCCUCAGCAAUUUCGGUCCCGAGCUGCAGACCAUGUUUCCGAACCGCGAACCCACGCCCAAGCCCCCGAUGGAACCCGUGCCACCCGCCAGGACGGGAUUCACCCGCGAUACCCGAGCUGACGGCCAGACCGAGCAGAUGGUGGUUGUAUGUCCGGCCUGCAACGAAGAACUCGCCUAUGACCCUGCCGAUGCACCGUCCACGCCGUCCAAGAAGAGGAAGAGGUCACCUGGAGAGCACCAUUUCUGGGCGCUAAAGAAGUGCGGUCACGUCUAUUGUGCCGAAUGCUUUGAAAACAGAAAGCCGACAAAAACUGCACCCGACGGUGUUGGUUUCCCAGGAGGCAAGACAACUCCCAACGAUAUUCGCUGUGCAGUGGACGGGUGCGAAACCAAGGUGGCUCUCAAGACUGAAUGGGUCGGCAUAUUCCUUUGA
This is a messenger RNA of Trichoderma aggressivum f. europaeum, 1161 nucleotides long. RefSeq lists its product as uncharacterized. Lineage: Eukaryota; Fungi; Ascomycota; Sordariomycetes; Hypocreales; Hypocreaceae. Gene Ontology annotation, cellular component: SUMO-targeted ubiquitin ligase complex. The record is from RefSeq and is a predicted model, not a curated record. Gene Ontology annotation, molecular function: ubiquitin-protein transferase activity. The transcript has 2 exons. Bases 1 to 1161 code for a protein of 386 amino acids.